This is a messenger RNA of Papilio xuthus (Asian swallowtail), 1457 nucleotides long. RefSeq names its product synaptic vesicle glycoprotein 2A-like. Gene Ontology annotation, biological process: transmembrane transport. Lineage: Eukaryota; Metazoa; Arthropoda; Insecta; Lepidoptera; Papilionidae. The transcript has 9 exons. Bases 25 to 1449 code for a protein of 474 amino acids. Gene Ontology annotation, molecular function: transmembrane transporter activity. Gene Ontology annotation, cellular component: membrane. The record is from RefSeq and is a predicted model, not a curated record.
GGUUGCUAUAAUAUCAAAUACUGCAUGAUACUAGCAUUAUUCUUAAUCACAUCGACAAUAGAACCAUUUGGAUAUGGCUUUAUUUUGCCUGCUGCUAAAUGUGAUCUACAGAUGAGUGAAACGCAGCGAGGGAUUAUAGCCUCAAUACCUUACAUAGGUAUUUUAGCAUCGUCGUUUCCCUGGGGCUAUCUUAUCGAUACGUGUGGAAGGAAAAAAUCUUUAGUUUACAGUUCAUUACUUGCCGGUAUAUUUUCAAUAACAUCUGCAUUUACGCCAAAUUUAAUAUCAUUUGCUCUUUGUAAACUACUCUCGUCGUUGUGUAUGUCGUGCACUGCAGCCGCUCCGUACACCUAUAUUGCUGAGAUUUUGCCACCGAAAUAUAGAGAUUUGGCGGCAUCGAUUAUGAAUCCUAUGCAAAUAAUGGGUUCUGCUUUAGUGCCUUUAUUGGCGUUGGGAAUUCUGUCUUUAGACUUCAAAUUAGAUUUUGGUAUUUACUUUUUUCGACCUUGGAGAUUAUUGUGUCUGGCUUUUGGAAGUCUGUUCAUCAUAGCUGCCACUUUAGCAUAUGAUGCUCCCGAAAGUCCCAAAUUCCUCAUGUCCCAAAAUAGAAUCGAAGAAAGUCUUAAUACAUUGAAGAUCAUAUAUUCUAAAAACAAGAAGAAAUCACUAGAUGAUUAUCCUAUAAAAACUUUAAAAAGAGAGCCACACAGACACACAGACAGCUACGGUUUUCGCUCUUCAUUAAAAAGGCAGUCAACUCCUUUGUUGCAGCCUCCAUAUAUUAAGUGGAUAGCUCUAAAUAGUUUUUUGCUCUUCGGAGUUUACGCAAAUUUGAGUGGUCUCUACAUAUGGACCCCUGACUUUGUGAACAGAAUAAUUUUAUUCGGUGGUCUGAAUGAAAGUUCUGCUUGUGAUGUUAUAGUUUGGGAAGAUACUAAGAAUUCAAUACGCAAUGUCACAUGUGACGACUCUAUUGACACCAACACUUCUCUCAUAAGCUUUAUAGCGUGUUGUUUAUGCAGUAUCAUCGCGUUGCCGGUUAGCAUUAGCGUAAAAGUUAUUAGCAAAAAGAUAUUGAUAUCUUUCAUUCUUCUAACCACCGGUAUUUGUUGCCUUUUAAUCAACUUUGUAAAGAAUGGAAUCCUGCUAGUGAUUUUCAUGCAGUCAUUGAUGAUGACCACGCUUGCAAUCGGACCUAUUGGAGCGUACACUACGGACAUUUUUCCUACACAUCUAAGAGGUAUGGCAAUGUGUUUGGUAAUGAUGGUUGGUCGUUCGGGAGCGAUUUUUGGUUCAAACUUGGUCGGCUCACUUAUAAACACGGCUUGUAUGGCUAAUUUCUACAUCUUCGGCGGUUUGUUAAUAGUUUGUGCAUUUACCUCGUUCUGCCUUCCAAAUAACAAAUCCAAGGAAAACGACAAAACAAACAUAGAAAUCACGAAAUUAUAACAUUUGGU